AUGAAGAUGGCCUCUGUGCAGCGGAGUCAAGAUAGAAAUCGCCGCUUUUUAUUUUCUGGCUUCUCGUGUUAUCUGGUUGUAUCAUGUGUCCUUCAGAGCAUUCAGCCUUUUCUCUUUCAGCAAAACAGUGCAAGUCUCUGCAAAGGUUCUCUGCAGAGACGGGUGUUUUGCCUGGUUGCCAUAGAAACCGAGGAAGGGAUUGCUGGCGGGCAGCCAAGCCAAGCACCAAAAACCCUUGAUCUUGCUCGCAUUAAGAGCCUGUUGAACAUCUCUAGGCAGAAGUACCUUGAAGACAAUCCUCAGAAAAAUUUGGAAAAAGUAUGGGAACGCGCUGUGCAGAAGGCCAAAGAGUAUGAAAAAAUACAUUUCUACAGAGGGGCAAGUGAGGAGGUGGAGCCAAGCAUGGACACGAAGGAGCCUGAUGAUCUGCACAUAGAGCAGCCAGACGACAUAGAAGAGGAAAUAAUUCACGUUCAAGUCGUUCGACUGUCUGUAGGGAAACCUACAGCAGUGCCGUCACUACCUGGUCUGCCGAAAGACACUAUGUUUAACAGGCUUAGGUAUGAAGAGCUUGAUGAUUCUCCUGUCUUCUUAUUGGAUUUGGAAGGCUCUCGCAUCGCUCCGCUGCCUGCUCUCUUUGUGGGAGAAAUUGGGGCAUCAGCAGAAAGCGCGGAGGGCCUGUAUUCCCGCCUUUACCAAACGCUUGAUGAAUUACAGAGCGCCCCAGAUGACAAUGAUGAUGACUCCCGGAUUUCCUUCUCUGAGCUACCACAGUACUGCGCGGGACAAGAAUUCGCAAGGCGGUGUCUUCCAAGUGAACAACGGUCAUGGUGGACUUUUUUCCAAUCAGGAGGAUGGGGCAUCCAGAAGUUUCUCUGCGGCAUGCUGCUCUUCUCCCUCGGCGUUGGUGCGUGGUCCACUAUCCAGCCCUUCAUCGCCUCGAUAUUUGGUGGCAAAUAA
Eimeria tenella is the source of this 960-nucleotide messenger RNA. RefSeq lists its product as uncharacterized. Bases 1 to 960 code for a protein of 319 amino acids. The transcript has 4 exons. Lineage: Eukaryota; Apicomplexa; Conoidasida; Eucoccidiorida; Eimeriidae. The record is from RefSeq and is a predicted model, not a curated record.